Messenger RNA from Chara braunii, 2259 nucleotides. The record is from the annotation of a GenBank genome assembly. Lineage: Eukaryota; Viridiplantae; Streptophyta; Charophyceae; Charales; Characeae.
UGUACAAUUCCUCUACCGCACUCUUCGAUCCGGAGCCAAGUGGUGACUGCCAAAUCAUUCCGGGCGACUUGUGCUUACGAGCAGCCCGAGGAGAUCGACAUAUGUUUCCUACGGAACGUCGCGGUAGCCAACUCUUCACCCACGGACUUGUCUUCGGACCCCCGUGUGGUACGGUUGCUGGACAAGUUCGCCGACAUCUUCGAGUCACCUACCGGUGUGGUGCCGGGUUGGCCGAUCUCUCAAUGAUCAUUCUUGAGGCCGGUGCCGUGCCGCCGAAAGGUUGCAUCUAUCGGAUGAGCGAGGAGGAGCUUGAGGUACUCCGCGCACAACUCGAUGAUUUCUUGGCCAAGGGCUGGAUCCGCCCGAGUAGCUCCCCAUAUGGAGCACCAGUUCUCUUCGUCAGGAAGAAGAACAAGGAUCUACAAUUGUGCAUUGACUACCGCAAGCUCAACGCGCAAACCGUCAAGAAUGCGGGGCCUCUUCCUCGCAUCGACGAUCUUCUCGAGCGGCUGGGCGGUGCGAAGUAUUUUUCCAAGUUGGAUUUGAAGUCAGGAUACCCUCAAAUCUCGAUUCAGCCGAAUAAUCGCUACAAAACCGCAUUCAAGAUGCGGUACGGGCAUUUUGAGUGGGUGGUCAUGCCUUUUGGCCUCACCAACGCCCCGGCGACAUUCAAGGCGGCGAUGACCAAUGAGUUUCGUGCAAUGUUGGACCGGUUCGUGCUGGUCUACUUAGACGAUAUUCUCGUCUAUAGUCGGACAUUGGAGGAUCAUCUUGGGCAUCUUCGACGAGUGUUGGAGACGCUCCGUCGUGCCAAGUACAAGGCCAACCGCGACAAGUGCGAAUUUGUCCGGCAAGAGCUGGAAUACUUGGGCCAUUUUGUCACACCGGAGGGCAUCAAUCCGCUAUCGGACAAGAUUCAGGCCGUCCAAGAGUGGCCGGAGCCUCAGAACGUCACGGAUGUUCGCUCCUUCCUCGUCCUCGGGCAACAUGACGGUGUGGACUGGCACCCGGUCGCUCUUGUGCAUUCCAUUGAUGAUGCACGCAAGAAGGAGCUCCUCGCCUUCGUCCACGCGCUCAAGCGGUGGUGGCACUUCCUCCUUGGCCGAAGCCAGUUUCGAUGGGUCACGGACAACAAUCCGUUGGUCUUCUACAAGACCCAAGACACCGUCAACAGCACCAUCACUCGAUGGAUGGCUUUCAUCGACCAGUUCGACUUCUUUCCCGAUCACAUUCCGGGGAAGUCGAACCGUUUUGCGGAUGCUCUUUCUCAACGUCCGGAUCACUGUACCGCGGUCUACACAACAUUCGAGAUCGACGACGACCUGCGGAACAGCUUCAUCCGCGGCUACCAAGUCGACCCCGAUUUUCACGACAAGUACGCGAAUUGCUCCUCUCCUAAUCCGGAUCCUCACUACCGGAUCCAAGAGGGGUACUUGCUUGUCCACACUUGCCACAAGACCGGAGUGGAUGGGAUUCUCACGGUGGUCGACCGACUCACCAAGUUCGCCAUGUUUUUGCCUUGUCGCUAUCAUGCCAAGGCACCAGAGUUGGCCGAGGUUCUUUACGCCGGUUGGAUUCGCACCAGGGGUUACCCCAAGGAGAUCGUCUGCGACCGCGACACUCGGUUCAUGUUCGAUUUUUGGUUGGCGCUCAUCAAGCGAUGGGGCUCAUCUCUCAAGCCCAGUUCAGCUCGCCACCCUCAGACCGAUGGCCAGACGGAGAGGGCGCAUCAGACCGCACAGGUUCUUCGCACUCUCAUCCGCCCCGACCAGAAAGACUGGGUUGAGCGACAGCCGGACGUUGAGUUGGCUUACAACUCUUCCAUCCACCCGGCUAUUGGGAUAUCGCCCUUCGAGUUCGAGCACGGCUCGCCGGUCACAUCACUGUUGGACACUAUCACUCCACGCACGGCCAAGAGCGACGACCAUCUUCUCUUCUUGCGUCGGAUGCAAAAGCUUCUUGUCAAGGCACGCGAUCAAAUGGCUAAGACGCAGCAGCGCAUGAGCCAGCAGGCAAAUCGCCAGCGUCUUCCUUGUCCAUUCCGCGUCGGAGACCUUGUCUGGGUUUCAGCAGCGAAAUUCAGCCUUGAACAGGACAUCUCUCACAAGCUCCUUCCGAAAUGGAUGGGGCCUUGGCCGAUCAUUGAGCCCGCUGGGGACGCACCUGAAGGGCCUUCCUUCACGACAGGUCCCUAGCCACUUGCCUGUCUACCCAGUCUUUCAUUGUUCCAAAUUGGCUCUGUACACGCCUGCGGAACAU